This is a messenger RNA of Podarcis lilfordi (Lilford's wall lizard), 8408 nucleotides long. The record is from the annotation of a GenBank genome assembly. NCBI's taxonomy places the organism in Eukaryota, Metazoa, Chordata, Lepidosauria, Squamata, Lacertidae.
GUGGUUUUGUUUGAUAGCAUGGCAGUUGAGCAGGACCUAGAAGCUUUUGGAGUGAAAAAGGAUGGGAUGCUGUGCACUACAGCUGCCUGUUUCUUUCAGCAGAUGUGAAAGCUGGUAACUGGGUGAGAGUCUUUCUUUCCCCCUUUCUUGUGCCAGGCGAAGGCAACUUUGCUUCUCAUGGCCAUCAAUGGUUCAACAGGACAAGCUAGGUCCUUACAUUUCAAUAUUACUAUCCUCUUGAUGGCAAAUUGAUGACUUUGAUCAGUAGCUAGUUUCUUUUUUUACUUUUCUUAAGGCUAUAUUUUGAACUGAGCAUGGGCUGAAGGACAAGGGACAUCCACUCCAUUCAUUCCCAAGAGCUGUGCAAAUAGCCACAGAGUUAAUGUCUGGAGGUCUCCCCCUUUUGUUGGAAACACAGAGUUUGUGGCAGAGAAGUUUGUUUCUCGUUCUGUGCUGUUUCCCUGUGUGGUUGACUAAAGGCAAAAGUACCCAAGGCUCUGGGUGACACACAAGAAUGGCCACAUGCACAAUAGUUGAUUUCACCCUUGCAGAAAGGGUGGUCACCACAGAGCAGUUGGAAAUGGAUGACCAUUCUGCCACUAUUGCAGCUGCCGCUCACCACAGAAGGUUUCUGUUCGAGCUCAAGAUGGAUGAUAUUAUGGUGAACCUGAAGACCUUUCAGCCCGACUAUGGAGCAGGGAUACAUGAGCCCCUGAUGAGCCUAAGAUGCCGUGCCAAAGGACUGACAGUGACUGCCUGUGCCCACGCAUUCUUCUUCUGCAGACUGCUCCAAGCCACCAGGUAAAAUAAGGAACAAAAAUUGUUUCUGUAAGAUUUCCUGCUGUGGAUGAAAGCUGCAUUAUAUUAACGGAACACCACUUUCUUCCCCUUUUCUCAGUCUGUGGUCUACAUGGGCAAAGCAUAAAGGGACCUCACACACUUUUAUCUUAAGAUUUCAUUCUGACUUGUGCAGCUUUCCUCCUCCUGUUCUGUUUCAAUAGAGUUUGAGUUUAUUGAUCUGUCCAUGAUGCAAGACAUUGUUUUUAAUAGAUAUUAAAGAGGGAUGAAAAUCACAUAGAAUUGCAGAGUUGCUUUUUAUUUUUGCUAUUGGGUGCUGGAUGUUGCUUGUGUAAUCUCAUUGCAUUUAUAGUAUUGACAUUUUUCAUAUGCUAUUAUAUUUGCUGUUGUGUUGUUUUGCUAUGUUAUUAUGAAAUUGUUUGUGAGAUGCCUUCCUGUUUUCUUGUUGCAGGCUGCUUUUAGCAUUUUUGUGCAUGUAAAAGCAGCAUACAAAUAAAACGAAUGAAUGACACUGCCAUUUAUGUUCUUCCUCAGGCAGAAAAGAGAGGGGGACAGCCAAGGCCUGAAGCUUGGGAUUAUUGGUGGAGGCCAUAUUGGGAAACAGCUGGCCAGGACAAUGUUGCAUCUGGGUGGCAUGUCAGGAAAGAGCAUCCAAAUAUCUACAAGGCGUCCAGAAACUCUGGGUAAGACUCAGGUGCUUGACAGGCAUUCAGCAAUCAAUUUAGUAAUUGCAAAAUUCAGGUGUACUCCUGCCUAGAGCUCCAGGUGGAGAUCUAGGUGGAGGUCUUUAUUCCAAAUGAAUGGUAAACACACAGGAAAUAACUAGAUAGAGGGAAGCUUAGAACAAUUAAAUACUUUCCAAUAAUCCUGAAGAUAAAGAGAAGGAAUAUUAAAAGUCUUUUUAUAGUUUUUGAAAGGUGGCCAGUUCCUCAGCUAUUUUCAAAUUAUAGACUUUAAAUCAGUGUUUUUGAAAUAGUGCCAGGUGAUUAUGUUUUUGCAUUUGUUUAUGGGACAGAGGCUUCAGUCCUCCAUAGCCCAGAAGACCUGUGGUGUAUGACAGCCAUCUGUGGUCAUUAUGCAAAUUUCUCAAAGUGUUAUCAGACGAGAGGACUUGGCUAUAAUGAAGUCAUCUGCCAUCACUGUUGUGGCCCAUUUUCUUUCAUGUUAAUGUAUUCAAAAAGAAAUUACAGACAUUAACUCCAUCCCAAUGCCCUCUACAUUAAGACAGAUGGAAAACAUCCUCAUAAGUACACUAUGUGCUAUAAGGGCAUACCUAGAGAUGUUCUUAGUGGCUUCUCUGUAACUAUGCUAUACACCUCCCCAGGAAGCAGAGGCUGCACAUCAUCUGGAAGUGAUGGUGGAAGAAGCUUUAUACUGAAACUGGCUUUUAAUGGUAGAGAAAGGUAGGAUACAAUAAUCAGCAUUCUGUUUGGUACCCACCUCAGAUUAUUGGAACGGUGUAUGCUAUACAAACCAAGUGAGCUGUCUCUGUGUGUAGGAUCACACAACCUUGCAGUGCAGUCCUGAGCAGGUUUACUCAGAAACAAAUCCCUCUGUGCUUGGGUGAGAGCACCACUGUGCUCUUAGCUGAAAGUGCAUGGGGUUGCAACCUCAGGUAUUAAAUAGGUGGUCAUUCUUAUGUGGAAACAAGAGGUAAUUCUUCCUCUCCAUUGUCUUUUCCAGGAGAAUUUGAGGCACUGGGAGUUACCUGCUUUUAUGACAACAGGAAGCUGGUGGGCUGGGCAGAUGCUGUAUUUCUCUGCUGUCUUCCGUCUCACCUCCCACACAUUUGUGCAGAAAUCCAGGAUGCUCUUACAAAAUGUUGCAUUGUCUACAGCCUGGUCACAGCUAUCCCUCUGCCCAGGUAUUGUGCAUUACGACAUCAGAGCUAGCUUAAUUUGAAGAUAUCAGCCAACAGUGUGACACAACUUAAAAGCAACAAGUAACUAUUUCCUCUGAGUUAAGCAAUUGCUGGUGUCAAAGUUGAGAUGAACCUUAUCUAUUCAAGGUGACCCUUCCUAGUACUAUCUGCUUUACUUGGGAACUAGAUCUAAGGAUUUUGCUCAUAUUAUAUUUUAGAAUUCUGAGACUAGCAGUGCAAAUCUAUGCCUGUUUACUCAGAAGCAAGUCCCAUUCAGUUCUCAAGGAAACUCUCCCAACUAACCAUUCAUCAAAUUAUAGCCUGGGACCGCAAUCCUAUGCACAUUUUCCCCAAGACUGCACAACUGGUAUUAGAAUUAGGUGUGUGACAGUGUUUAGUCUGUGCCAUUAGAAGCAAAACAUGUACACUCUGGGUUAUAAAGAAAGCCAUGUUUGAAGUUUUUCCAAUGUAACUUAAGCAGGGCACACACCAGACCUUCAGAAAGAUGUGUUUAGUUUCUUAACUGCUUAUACUAUGACACACACUUGCUCUCUCACCGCAACCAAGGUACAAGUUUGAACCCUAAAACCUCACAUUGCUCAGAGAAAACCUCACAUUACAGAAUGACCAUUCUGGCCUGUAUUCUGAGUUUUCUUAAGGAUGUCAGGAAUGGUGAUAGCAAACAUAUCAUUUUCAUAGUACCAGGCUCCACCCAUAUCUUCCACCGAAUAUUUAAUCAGUGUGUUGUUUUAAUGGGAUUGCUUUAUUGUAUAUUUUAAUGGGAUUUUUAUUGUGAAUUUUAAUCAUUUAUAUUUUAAUGCUUGUGCAACUGAUUUUUAGACUUGUAAACCACUUAGAACCCUGGUUUGGCAUUAAGGGGUAUAUAAAUGAAUAACUACAGCAGCAACAACAUGUAGAAACUGGGGGCAGUGAGUACAAUCCAGUCCAGUGAGCCCACACACAUUCAAUGAAUGCAUUUAGAAGGCAUGUAAUAGGGGACUCAGCUACAUUCAGGCAAUAAUAUCGUUAAACAUACGACACCAGAUGGUGCUGUAGUGUCUGAGCCUUUGUCAAUGUGAUUUUCCAUAAUGAGCCUUAGAACACGUUUUAUCAUUCUUCUUCUGCCUGCUUGCCUCUCAGACCAAAGUCCAUCUGAUUAACUCUGCUCUUAUUUGCUUUUAGGCUGAAACAACUUCUUUCCUCCAAUAACAUAUUGAGGCCACAGUACAAGUUUGUGGAGAGUGGACUUUUUCAGAUGUGGGAGGCCAGCAGGACAGUUGUGGAAGCCCUCAAAGACCCAGCUGUUAUCCAAGCCACAUGUCCCUGUAACCCUAAUGGUAGGUGAACUAUCCUUCUUCACUUUGCAGCCUGUAUGAAGAAGAGAGCUGGGUUAUUGUUAUCUGGUAAAUUUAAUGUUCACCUCUUAUAAUCAAAGCCCAGCUUUUGUAUCUGUAUGCAGGGAGGAGGUGAAAUAUGUUCAUUCGCCAUGUCCUGGAUCAAGAUGCACAAAACAAACCAUCCUCCAAAAACAUAGGAGGCCUUCUGACAUCUCCCCGCUAUAUGUGGCAAAUGAGUGAUUAUAUCUGAGCAUUUCCAAUACUUAACAAUUGUAUCUGAAUAUUUUGUUCAGCCCACCUGCUGUUAAAAGCAAAGUUCACUUUUGCUACAGUUUUAACCAUUUUCUUUUUUAGUCUUGGAUGUUUGAACCUCAUUUCUGUUAAUGUUUCCACUCCCCCCCAUUCCACAGCUUUCUUUUCUCUCGUUCUCUACCACCAGAGGUCUGUCCUCUGUCCCUGCAUUGGUCAGUUACCCCUUCUCAGUGCUUUUUUUCUGGGGGUACACACGGAUAUGCAUACCCCCAAACAUUUUGUGAAUCUUUGUGUUUUUGUCCAUUUACUGUAUUUAUUUUUCCUGAUUUGAACUAUAAAAAGGUGAUUUUCUUGAGUUAAAAUGAGAGUAACCCUAAACAUAUUUUUUUUUAAGAACUGCCCCUUAUAAUUUUUCACUCCAGCCCAGAAAUGGAGUCUCAGAUGCAGGUGCACCAUCCAUUAUAGCUGGCUGCCAUCAGCUUGGAAAAAGUGGCACCAGCAUCACAUGCCUACCUCUGAGACUCAAAUCACACAUGCAGCAGAAUGAGAUAGGAGAGUGGGCUGGAAGUGAGAGAGAUUAUUUUGGUUCAUGCUUCCCCCAUUAUUAUUUUUUUAAAGCUUCCAAUAAAUAAAGAAGUAGCAUAUUUGCAAAAGGCAACUGAGCUCCUUGCAGCGCUAGUUUUCUAUGUACAAGGACUUGUUUCAACAGAAGAUUUUAAAAAUGUGAUUCAUCCACCUGUAAUCCUGAAGUAGUAGCUGCCUCAGAAGUCAACCAUUUUAUUCUUGACUCAUUUAGCUGCCUGUCAGGUCAGAGUCUACAUCCAUGGACAGGAGGAGAGAUGCAGGUAUUCUCUCAGCCCAAUUCCCAUUCAUGAUCUUGCUUGUGCAGGUCUUAUAUGUUUUACCCAAAAAGGUGCGGGAAAGGGCCUCAGACAAUGGCAAUCCCUCACCGGUGAGAAGGGUCACAAAUUGACAGGAAAGUUUGGCUUAAGGGCUGCCUAAAAGUAUGGUGAACUAAACGCUUUGUAUGUCUAAUAUAACAUUUGUGUUAUCUUACAGCGGAAAUUGUUGUCAAUACAAAGUGGAUGGCAGCAGUUUUCUAUGCAGCUCUAAAUAGCUACACAUGGCAGCGUGUAACCUACAUGAGAGCCCUGCUCUUCCUCAAUGAAGCGUGUUUUCCUGCAAAAGCUAGUACCACCUCAUUAGAUAAUAGAUCGGAAUUGCCAGAGCUAGUUUGUGAAAACUUCAUCAACCAAGCCUUCGCUUCCACCCUGCAAUGUAAUAAGUAAGUAUGACAAACUGGAAAUAGUAUUUACUCUUGACCUAUUGAGCAUUUUAAAAAGUGGAUGGAGCUUCAUCUGUGCAUGAUACUGAAUUAGAAACAUGCUUUCCAAGUAAAAGAACCCUAUGUUCUUCAAUCCUGAUGACCCAACCCCCCCAUUUUCUUGUUCUCCAAACCCUACUCAGUUUAAACUUCCAGAAGACAUAGAGUUUAUACAACUGGUUAGUUUAACAUCUGGGGUUAGUGUCUGCUUGAGACAGGGUUAAACCUAAAGUUAGGCAGUUGCGUGGAAGUUGUUGGAAAUAUUUCCACGUGGUAGUGAGUUCCUAACAUUGAAAAGUCACGCAUCCUGUGUAUAGUCCUGAUUGUGUGUGGGGUUGCUAUACCAUUGCCAUGGUCACUAAGUAUAUUCAGCACUGGCAUGGAACUCUGGUGUGCAAGAAUGGAUGCUACCUUUCCCCAUGCUUCAGUUCUGCUGAAAAUCCCCAUCCAGACUGUUAUUGGCUUAAAGAGGUAAGCAUCUACUGACUGUUAUUGCUAAAAGGGAAGAAACAUUAAGGUGACAUUCAAUUAAAUACUUGUACUAGCGCAAUAGGAUUUCCUUUACUCUCUCUGCACAUGGCCCAUGCAUCUGCUCGUGAGGGUUGGGAAAACCUCCAGCACAGAUUUAGGGGAUGCAUGGAGAAAGUGGGUGGGUAUGUUUUGUUGCACAGGGAGAAAUCCUUGCAUUGAUGGAAAGUUCACCUUAGCACUAUGUUGAAUACAACCCAUCAAAUGCAUUUAAUGCCAUCUCUGUUGUGGGUUAAACCACAGAGCCUAGGACUUGCCGAUCAGAAGAUCGGCGGUUCGAAUCCCUGUGACGGGGUGAGCUCCCGUUGCUCGGUCCCUGCUCCUGCCAACCUAGCAGUUCGAAAGCACGUCAAAGUGCAAGUAGAUAAAUAGGUACCGCUCUGGCGGGAAGGUAAACGGCGUUUCCGUGCGCUGCUCUGGUUCACCAGAAGUGGCUUAGUCAUGCUGGCCACAUGACCCGGAAGCUGUACGCCGGCUCCCUCGGCCAAUAAAGCGAGAUGAGCGCCGCAACCCCAGAGUCGACCACGACUUGACCUAAUGGUCAGGGGUCCCUUUACCUUUACUGUUGUGGACUGACCAAGAGAAGGCAGCUUCCAAGCUGUGCAGUACAUUCUGUUCUUUGUUUUUUUGUCUUGUUUUCUCUUAGCAGCCCUUGCAUAGAAAGAAAAAGUGGUUAGCAAGUUAAAUAUUAAAUCUUCCCAUUUUUAUCUGCAAGACCUCUAUUAACAACAAAAUUAUAAGGAUAGAAUGGUGGCAUUUAUAUGUGCGGAAGCUGCCCCAGAUUGUUUGACCUUUUAUAAAAUAUUAUUCUCUUUUUCUCUCCUAGAAAAGACUGUGUGAGAUUCUCUGUUUAGAGUUUAAACAUAACACAUUACUUUACUUGGUAUGCUAAAACACAUUUACAUGAAUAUACAAGACUGGCUAAAUAUGUAGAGACUUAUAUUCCAAGGCACAUAGCAGCAUAAAACAACAACUGCUGCUCUCAUUGUGAAACUCACUCUCACUCUACAGCUGAUAACAGACCUAACUGAAAAAACCGCCCACUGUGGUGACAUCAUAGAAUUCUAUACUACAUUAAUUCUUUCUAUAGCAUUUUGGAUGCACCACUCCCUUUGGUUUCAAAUAUGUGUUCAGUAACAACAACAAACAACAACAACUUAUUUAUACCCCGCCCGUCUGGCCGGGCCUCCCCAGCCACUCUGGGCAGCUUCCAACAAAACACUAAAAUACAAUAACCUAUUAAACAUUAAAAGCUUCCCUAAACAGGGCUGCCUUCAGAUGUCUUCUAAAAGUUUGGUAGUAGUGACCUAUAUAUAAAUGUUUUCUGUUCCCCUAGUACUUUCCCCUGGUUUGACCUGACAGCUGUACAGCAAAGGGACUCACCUUUUAGCCAGUUUCUUGAAUCAACUACAUCUUUCCAGAAAGUUGCUUUAUUAUAUCGUAACUUGAUUGCUGUAUUAUCCACAAACACUGAAGACUCCAUGAGCGCUGUCUCUAAGAAGACAUCUCUUUCAGCUGUGCUAUUGAACCCCACCAAGACUUUGAUUCAUGGCCUAGAUGGGACUUUCAUAAGCAAAGUAGAAGAGGGAUCAAGUUCUGAUUCUGAAGAGACAUAAAAUAACUAUGGUGUGACUCCAAUUAAGAAGAAGUAGGAAAGGUAUUGCUUUUAAUAUCAGUACUAAAAACUAUGUAAGUAUUAAGUAACUACUACCCUUUCUAACCACAUACAUUUCAGGAAUCCAAAUAGUGAUUUGUAAUGAAAAAAUAUAUCAGUUGGGGGGGUGAUAUUUAGCAAUGGAAAGUUUGUAACAGAGGCUAAGCAGGGAAGAAUUACUACAAACUGAAUCUCAGAAAUGACAUGUUUUUAAAAUGUUUAGAUCCUAUCAUACUAAUCUAUGCUAUGGUAUGGUACAAUAAAGUGAAAAGAAACACUAAUACAAUUAUUAGCCAUUUGUUCUUUUACCUCUCAUGUAGCUAAACCUGUACUCCUUCAUCUGCCACUGUUUUUCUCUACACCUCAUAGCUGAACGCAAGUGAUUUAAAUAAAUAACAUAUGCAAUGUUGCAAUACAAUGGUGAUGAACAGCUGCCUCAGUUCAGGAUAAAUGGAAAACAGGAACAUCACUUCUUAGCUGAAGCUAAGCAUGAUCACUUGAAAUGAUAUUCAACGAAAAACUGUGGAACACAACUUCUAAGCAAUCCAAUGAACACAGUCUCCAUUGCUUCAUGAAUAAAAUUUUGUGUGAACGCGGCCUAUGAAGCAAAAUCCAUAUUUUAUGAACUCAAGGAUGAAUACAAAAAUCUGUGGC